AUGGCCCCCAAGAGCUCCAAAGUUUGUAAAAUAACCAUUUUAUUGCUAGGACCCUGCCCUCGUGGCACAUUCGCCUGUGACAAUGGUAAAUUGUGCGUGCCACAACGUCAAAUUUGUGAUAAUCGCUUGGAUUGUAAGGACCAAAGCGAUGAGCAUCCUGUGGAGUGUGGUUUGCUUUAUGGCAGUACGGAAUUGACCAAUAAAAUUGUAGGCAUACAAAUGGAGAAACACAAGCAACAAUUGAAAGGAACUGCUGGGAAAAGCAGCAACAACUCCAACACCACCAACAACAUCAACAACAGUAACAACAUCAACUACAACGGAUCUAGAGUUGGAGUUGUAGGCACGUCAACAGCAAAUGGAACUAUUACGCCAAGCAGCAAUGGUGGUAUCACUGAUACAAAUAAUAGUUAUAGCAAAAGCCAAAGUGGCAGUAGUGCAAAUAAAACGCAACCAGAUUGUGAAAUCGUAACAUAUCCGAAACAGUGUACCUGUAGAUCAAAAACAAUACUUUAUUGCGGUCAAUAUGCAAAAAUCAACAGAAUACCAAAGAUAAGCGCAGAGGUGACAAAUUUAAUGAUCAACCGAAACAAUUUAACUCUGCGUGAAAAUGCAUUUAGUAAACUUAAGCAUUUACAAAGGCUUACCUUAAAGUACAACAGCAUAUCAGUACUACCUCAAGGAACAUUUCGUGGGCUUCCACAACUGGAGCGCCUAGAUGUGCGCUACAAUAAUUUUAGCAGUUUGUCGUUUGGUGUUUUUCACGGCCUAGUGUCGCUGCAAUGGUUAUUCCUAAUAUCAAAUCGACUGGAGCAUUUUCCAUUGACACAUUUGCUGGAUAUGCCAAGACUGGAAUGGUUAAUGCUGAGCGAUAACUUACUCACAUUGCGUAAUGAUAAAUUUCCACGCAUGAAUCGCCUAUACGAGCUUUAUUUGGAUUAUAAUAGAAUUGAAUAUAUCGGAGAGACCUUUGCACAAUUGGAUAAUUUGCAUUUACUUGAUUUGAGCUGGAAUCGUAUAAGUUCUAUACAUACGGAAGCAUUUUGGGGACUUACGGAUAUCAGAGAUAUGUAA
This is a messenger RNA of Teleopsis dalmanni, 1074 nucleotides long. Its product is annotated as relaxin receptor 2-like. Gene Ontology annotation, molecular function: protein binding. Lineage: Eukaryota; Metazoa; Arthropoda; Insecta; Diptera; Diopsidae. The transcript is spliced from 7 exons. The record is from RefSeq and is a predicted model, not a curated record. The coding region runs from base 1 to 1074 and encodes 357 amino acids.